AUGUACGUCGUCAACCCACUGGAUAGAGACCGUUUUCAUCUACGAUUGCUACUCUUGCACAGAAGAGGCCCACGGUCUUUCCGAGACUUGAAGACGGUAAACGGGGUAGUGCAUGCCACAUACGCGGCCGCCGCCGUUGCGUUGGGAUUGUUGGAAGACGACGAAGCGUGGCGGGCGUGUAUGACAGAAUCAUCGGCGUUGGACACAGCCACUCAACUGCGUUAUCUAUACGUCACGAUACUAUUGUUUUGCCACCCCGCGGACCCCGCGGACCUGUACCGGCGGUUUGAAGUCAACAUGAUGGAAGACUUCAAUCGGCGCUUCCAAAACGUCGACCGCGCUAGGGCGGCGUGUCUCAAAGCAAUCAGAGACCUACUUCGUGCACGCGGAAAAUCACUCGACGACUACGGUCUACCCAGUCCAGACGAAGAUCUACUGGAACCGGAUCAAGACGACCCAAUGUUCGGUGCAAUAGACGCGGCCGUUGCCUGGCAACAGCGAUUGCGCGAAUUGAACGACGAACAACGAACGGUGUACGAUCGAGUGAUGGCAGCCGUCGAUGACAACCGCAACGUUCAGAAAAUGUUCUACGUCGACGGGCCAGGAGGAACGGGAAAAACGACGCUAUACGGAUGCCUAAUAUCGUCGCUUCGUAACAGACAACAAACGGUGUUGAGCGUGGCAUACACCGGGAUCGCCGCAUCCCUCAUGGAGGGCGGCAUGACGGUGCACUCGACUUUCGGAUUGCCAUUGGGAACGCUGACCGAACAAUCUACUUCGAGUAUCACCAUGCAGUCUUUGCGCGCGCAAAGGAUACGUGAAGCUUCGCUGAUUGUCUGGGACGAAGCGCCCAUGUCCCCGGGCCUACAAUUCACGGUGGUCGAUCGCUUGCUCAAGGACAUCAUGGGAUCGGCACUACCGUUUGGUGGUAAACCAAUACUGUUAGCUGGCGACUUCAGGCAGAUAUUGCCCGUCGUUCGCCGGGGGAACAGGAGCUCCAUCGUCAUGUCAUCUAUCAAACGCCACUCAUUGUGGAGAGAGUUUGAACAGUUUCGGCUGACCCGGAACAUGCGCGCCGACAACGACGCCGACUUCGCUGCUUGGCUACUUCGGCUCGGUAACGGUCAACUGCCGUCGGUCGACGGUAUUCCAGACACUGUCGACAUCCCACCGCAACUGGUUUGCGACGUUGUGGAUUUGACCGAUUUUGUCUAUCCGCAGCGAAUGUCGUUGGCCAACGUCGACGAGUUCGCUCGGAGAAUCAUACUGUGUCCCCGCAACGAGGAAUGCCAUCAAAUAAAUUCAACAGUGCUACGUCGCGUCACGGGCGCCCAAAGGACGUACUCAUCCAUAGACACAGUUGUGAUCGACGACGCCGACGAAGCGGCAAACUACCCGACAGAGUACCUCAACUCUCUGCAUCCGAACGGGCUACCGCCGCACAAGUUGACGCUUAGAGUCGGUUCGAUCGUCAUGUUACUGAGAAACAUUGAUCCGAAAAGACAACUUUGCAACGGGACGAGGUUGGUGGUCACUGAACUUCGGCCACACAACUUCAAGGCGAGGAAGUUGUCCAGCGCCGACGACGGGCAGGACGAUAUCAUCUUACCCGCCGUUGCGUUGACUUCCGGUGAGGAAGACGAUUUGCCUUUUCAAAUGAAGCGGAUUCAAUUCCCGGUACGGUUGUCGUUUGCCAUGACUAUCAACAAGUCUCAAGGUCAAACGUUCGACAGAGUCGGUUUGCUCCUGCCGUCACCCGCCUUCAGCCAUGGGCAGCUGUAUGUUGCGUUUUCAAGAGUGAGGGAUGCGCAAUCCGUCAGAGUCGGCAUGUACUGCGAUGGAAAUGGUCGAUUCGUCACCAAGAAUAUUGUGUACGCAGAAGUUCUCUGA
Acyrthosiphon pisum (pea aphid) is the source of this 1890-nucleotide messenger RNA. RefSeq names its product ATP-dependent DNA helicase pif1-like. Gene Ontology annotation, biological process: telomere maintenance; DNA repair. NCBI's taxonomy places the organism in Eukaryota, Metazoa, Arthropoda, Insecta, Hemiptera, Aphididae. The transcript has a single exon. The coding region runs from base 1 to 1890 and encodes 629 amino acids. The record is from RefSeq and is a predicted model, not a curated record. Gene Ontology annotation, molecular function: DNA helicase activity.